Messenger RNA from Owenia fusiformis, 1426 nucleotides. The record is from the annotation of a GenBank genome assembly. NCBI's taxonomy places the organism in Eukaryota, Metazoa, Annelida, Polychaeta, Sabellida, Oweniidae.
AUUUGUUCACUAUUUUACUUCAAAAUGACUACUACCAACGAUACGAGUUUAGUCACUCAAGAAAGCUCAGUUACCAACAGGAUGAGCUCAACGAUGACAGAGAUUGUCACCAAGGCAACAAUAGCCAAGGAAUUAUGGACAUACUGUGCACCGCUGAUCAUUAUUGUCGGUACAAUAGGAAACAUUUUAUCUCUUCUCGUACUCACCAGGAAGAACAUGCGGAAAAGCACUUCUAGUAUUUAUCUCAGCGUCCUGGCUGUAGUCGAUACAACUGUACUUUACACUGGUCUUUUGCGACAUUGGAUACGUCACAUUUCCGACAUAGACAUACGGAGUAUCACACUUGGAGGAUGUAAAUUUCACAUAUUCCUAGUUUACUUUUUCUUGGAUUUAUCUGCGUGGAUCUUAGUUGCAGUAACGUUUGAGAGGCUAGUUGCAGUUUAUAUUCCCUACAAAGCUCGGGUAUACUGUACUAGUUUUACAACUUUCAUCACAGUUUGCGCCAUCUCUUUCGUUUUGUUUUUUAUUAACCUUCACUUCUUCUGGACAUACGGAGACAUCAAAAUAAAUGAUCGUGGUGAAGUGUUUGUUGCGUGCAUUAUUGCUGGUGAAAAAUACAAACAUUUCGCCAGGUACACGUGGCCAUGGCUUGACACGUGUAUCGCCUCUUUUAUCCCCUUCAUUAUCAUGUUCACAAGCAACGUGCUCAUUAUUAUUAAAGUUCGGAAGUUGACCUCAACGAACGAAUCGAAGAUGACAUCCAUGACGGCAAUGCUCCUCACGGUGAAUUUUGUGUUCAUUAUCUGCACAUCGCCUAUUGUUCUCUAUCUAAAUUUUUACGAAACGUGGUACCCGGGUAGUGAUGAAUUAACAAUUGCUAAGAGGAAGCUUCACUUUGCUAUAUGUAAUUUACUCAUGUACACAAAUAAUUCCAUCAAUUUUUUGCUUUACUGUCUAUCUGGUCCUGCGUUUCGCCGGGAGCUUCGAAAAUUGUUGAGGAGGAAGGGAAAUCAGGUCGGCCCGCACUCGAACAUUCAAAACCACACUGACGCAGGGACCGCAGCUGCUCAAUAAUCAUGAUAAUAGACUUCACAAAAGGAUUCAUAUUGUUGGAAAAUGUUUACUAUUUAUUGCAACUACAAUUAGAAUUCAUACUGGAAAUUGUACGUACGUUAUGUAUUUAUAUAUACUUACUGCCAGACGGACGGGUGAUUCUACGUGCCCACCAUGUGAAGCAAAUAAACACCCAUUACGUUGCUGGAUGAAGAGCAAUUACUAGUAAUCACCAUAAAACACAGACGUUAUUCAUUUAUUUAUAGAUACGAUCAAAAUAUAUAGCUAAAGUCGUCCCAAGCAAGGUAUAUUUCAUUUGUCUCAGUUGAGUAAUGGCUUUUCAUAAUUUCCGCAACAUUCGCAUAUACAAUUA